CGGUAGCGCAGACUCGGAACUGAUUGGUAGCCGGCGCGCUGACACUUCCCUUAGGCCUCCUUAGUCAGGCCAGGCCUUGAGUUUGUUGCAGUCUGUCAAGAUGAGCCCUUCUCAGUGGGACUUUCCAGUGGAAUUGUGUUGCCGGCCUAUGGCCUUUGUAGCCCUCACAGGCUUGGAUGUGAUCUACAAUGCUGUUCAUCGGGCAGUUUGGGAUGCCUUUUGUGCAAACAGGAGAGCUGACCGAGUACCAAUUUCCUUUAAAGUACUCCCUGGUGAUCAUGAGUAUCCUAAAUGUAGAAAUAAGAGAACAUCGUAUGAAUGGCAUAUUCCAAAAGGGAUCUUGAAGACUGGCUGGAUGAACAAACAUCUGAAUUUGGUGCCUGCACUUGUUGUCGUGUUUUAUGAGCUGGAUUGGGAUGAGCCACAGUGGAAAGAAAAACAGUCAGAGUGUGCUACUAGAGUUGAAAUUGUCAGGCAGAGUUUGCAAGGAAGAAACACAAAAGUUGCUGUAGUUUUGAUUCAAAAGAAAACACCACUACCUCCAGGCAAGCUGAAAGGACAAACGUUUAUUGAAAGCGUGAAGGUUUGCUUGAGGUUGAGUUUAAAGAUGAGGCAAUUAGAAAAUGCUUUUUAUGAACAUGCACAGACCUAUUACUAUACAGAAAUACGAAGGGUGAAAUCCCAUAAAGAGUUCCUCAACAAAACAACACAUCAGCUUCUGUUUGUCAGACAUCAGUUCAAAAUAGCGUUCUUCAGUGAGUUGAAGCAGGAUACGCAGAAUGCACUGAAAAACUACAGAACUGCAUAUAAUCUGGUACACGAGUUGAGAGCUCAUGAAACAAACAUGCUGGAAAUCAAGACGAUUGCAGGAUUUAUAAAUUACAAGAUUUGCCGACUGUGUUUUCAGCAUAACACACCCCUGGAUGCGAUUGCGCAGUUUAGGAAACACAUAGAUGUGUGCAAGAAAAAAAUUGGCAGUGCAGAGUUGGCUUUUGAGCAUGCCGCCUGGAUGUCCAAACAAUUUCAGGCUUUUGGGGACUUGUUUGACGAAGCUAUCAAAUUAGGGCUGACAGCUAUUCAAACGCAGAACCCAGGUUUCUAUUAUCAGCAAGCAGCCUACUAUGCCCAAGAAAGGAAGCAACUGGCAAGCGUUCUCUGUAAUCAUGAGCCUUCUGUGAUGUAUCCGAAUCCUGAUCCAAUAGAAACUCAAACUGGAAUGCUUGACUUCUAUGGACAAAGACCAUGGCGGCAAGGAGUACUAAGUUUUGAUCCAAAUGACCCUGAAAAGGAGAAAGUGGGAAUUUUGGCACUGCAGCUGAAGGAAAAGAAGGUUCUUCACUCUGAGUUGAUCAUCACCUUGCUGAGUAAUGCAGUAGCCCAGUUCAAGAAGUACAAAUGUCCACGAAUGAAAAGCCACUUGAUGGUGCAGAUGGGUGAAGAGUAUUACUAUGCCAAAGAUUACACCAAAGCUUUGAAGCUCCUGGAUUACGUCUUGUGUGAUUACCGUAGUGAAGGAUGGUGGACUCUCCUUACUUCAAUACUGACCACAGCCCUUAAAUGUUCCUAUCUCAUGGCCCAGAUAAAAGAUUAUAUUACAUACUCCUUAGAGCUUUUGGGAAGAGCAUCUAACUUGAAAGAGGACCAAAAAUCUCGCAUAGAAAAGAAUCUGAUUAAAGUUCUUAUGAAUGAGAGCCCAGAUCCAGAACCUGACUGUGAUGCUACUUCUGUGAAAAGUUCACAGAAGUUGUGGGCUGACAGAGUCUCUCUGGCUGGCAAUAAUAUCUUUACAAUAGAAGUGCAGGACUUCGUUCCAUUUGUACAGUGCAAAGCAAGAUUUCUUGCUCCAAGUUUCCAUGUUGACACCCCAGUUCAGUUUGACAUAUUCUUGAAAGCUGAUUGUCCUCAUCCUCUCCGGUUUUCUAAACUAUGUGUCGGUUUCAACAAUCAGGAAUACAACCAGUAUUGUGUGGUGGAAGAAGUGUAUCAGAAAAAUGAACUGUUCACACAGGGAAUGCUGUGCCUUACCCCUGGUAAAACAAAGACGUUCUUUUUCAAGUUUGUAGCAAAAACUGAGGAUGUGGGAAAGAAGAUUGAGAUCACUUCAGUGGAUUUGAUUCUGGGUAGUGAGAAUGGCAGGUGUGUGAUCUUGAACUGGCGUGGAGGAGGAGGGGAUGCAGCUUCUUCUCAAGAGGCGCUGCUGGCAGCUCGCUCCUUCAGACGGCGGCCCAAACUCCCAGAGGGUGAAAUCCAUUGGGAAAGUCUGACUGUUCAGACAAGCACUAUGAUCAUUUCCAGAGUGCCAAACAUUUCUGUCCAGCUCAAACAUGAGCCUCCCGCCCUUAUGAAUGAAAUGUACUGUUUGAGUGUCACAAUCCAGUCACACGAGAAGACCGUUGCCAAAGAUGUAAAGCUCACGGCCGGCUUAAAACCAGGCCAAGAUGCAAACCUAACUCAAAAAACUCACGUGACACUAAAUGGAACAGAAAUAUGUGACGAUUCAUUUCCUGCUUUACUUCCUGAUAUCCCUAUAGGAGACUUGCAGCCAGGUGAAAAGCUGGAAAAGACUGUGUAUAUUCACUGUGGAAUGGUUGGUACCAGAAUGUUUCUUGUAUAUGUUUCCUAUUUAGUGAGUACGACCAUUGAAGGAAAAGAGAUCCUCUGCAAGUGUCACAGGGAUGAGACUGUUACCAUAGAGACUGUGUUUCCAUUUGAUGUUGCUGUUAAAUUCGUCUCUGCUAAGUUCGAGCAUUUAGAUAAAGUCUUUUCAGACAUACCAUUUUUAUUGAUGACCGACAUCCUCAGUACUUCACCUUGGGCCCUUACGAUUGUAACCAGCCAGCUGCAGCUUUCUCCUUCUAUGAUGCCAGCGGACCAGCUAGAAUCUUACGUGGAGAAUGUUGUUUUACAGACCGGAGAGAGUGCUAGUGAGUGUUUCUGCCUACGAUGCCCACCGGUCUCUAGCGGACAGACUGGAGUGGCUACUGGAAGUUAUGCAGUCUCCUGGAAGAGGAGCUCAGCGGCGAAGAGCAUACCUGUUAGGACUGUGAUCACACUCCCUCACGUGAUUGCAGAAGGCAUCCCACUCCAUGUUAACGCAGAUCUGCCCUCAUUUGGUCGAGUCAGAGAAUCCUUACCUGUAAAAUAUCACCUGCAGAAUAAGACUAAUAUAGUUCAGGACUUGGAAGUGUCAGUGGAACCGAGCGAUGCCUUCAUGUUUUCUGGUCUUAAGCAGAUAAGGUUGCGAAUUCUUCCUGGCACUGAACAGGAAAUGUUGUACAACUUCUACCCUCUCAUGGCUGGUUAUCAGCAAUUACCAUCACUCAACAUCAACCUGUUACGGUUUCCUCAUUUCACUAACCAGCUGCUUAGACGAUUUAUCCCAACACACAUUUUUGUGAAGCCACAAGGCCGCCAAGCAGAUAACGCUUCAAUUGCUGCUGCGUAGCUGAGGAUCCACACACUUAAGGGGAAACCAGAAUCUUGCACAGAAUAUACAGAACUCUGGCUUUUUCAAAUUCUAGCUUUGCUCAAGCUAUUAAUUAAAAAGGACUUUGUGUUUUGAGAUUGGAAACAACUGUUGUCAGAUCUAACGGAACUUAAGUCUUAAUUGUGAUGCUAAUAAAUAUGCAGGUAAGAGUCAGUGCUUUAUUUAACAGGAUUAAAUGUUUUCUUUUGCCUUUUCUGAAAGUUAAAUGGAAGUAUUAUUUAUUAUGGAUAUGGAAUAUUUUGACAGUAUGGAUGAUAACUUGGCCAAAAAGAAGAAAUCUCAUUUUGUUCAUUCACGCUGUCCUGUGGUGCAGUGGUCUGUGGGUUUUGUUGUUAUGGAGGGGUGUGUGUGUUAAAUUUUAUAGCAUUGAAAGUGCUGUUUCUUGUAGAACCUCAUUUUAGUGCCACUCUGUAUGCCAUGUAAAGAACAGGGAACAGGAUACAGUCAAAUUCCUAUUGGCUUCGGGCAACCCAAGCACAUGUUUUGAAUGAACAAAUGUAAUUAAUGAAGUAUCUAAUGGUGCUUGGGAAGUUACUGGCUAUUAGUAUCACUGUAGUAACUGUUAAGCUGUUUCCAAGGUGUCUCCCCCGCCCUACAGCUGAAAGAGGCAAAGAUACUGAAGUGGGAGAAUCCCAUGACAAUAAGAUAAUUUAUAACUGCACAGCCUUAGAGGCAAAUCCAGGUUUGUUUGGGCUCACCAGUUCCUAAUAGUUGUAGUUUCCUUGGCCUGGGGGAUUCUUGCUUAUAACGUUUUGGUGGUAGUAUGGCACCCAUUGUGUUGUCAAGGGGCUGUGUGUCUAAGAACUGCGGGUCCCCCUGUGUAACUUAAAUAUUCCCAUUGUCAUUGGAUUCUAUUAGAUUUCUCUCCCACAGAAUAGGUAGGUCUUUAAGAUAAGGAAGUUAAUCAUUGCAUGUGUGAAACUGCAUACUUGGAGUUUAGCAGUUCAGUACAGGGCAGUGACUGGCUCCAAUAAUACUUGCUGCUGUGAGCUGUAGUUAUGAACUUUAAAUGGAAAUAAUGGGGAAAGGGCCACUUACCCUGCAGUAUCAUCGACUCUUGGACAAAAGUGGUUGGAUUUGCUUUUUAACUAAAGUUCAUCAGGAUGGUUCUGCGUAAAGAACGUUAAAG
Messenger RNA from Gekko japonicus, 4616 nucleotides. It is a transcript of the gene TRAPPC11, whose product is annotated as trafficking protein particle complex 11. The transcript is spliced from 30 exons. Bases 101 to 3445 code for a protein of 1114 amino acids. NCBI's taxonomy places the organism in Eukaryota, Metazoa, Chordata, Lepidosauria, Squamata, Gekkonidae. The record is from RefSeq and is a predicted model, not a curated record.